This is a messenger RNA of Anopheles moucheti, 854 nucleotides long. Its product is annotated as ficolin-1-A-like. Lineage: Eukaryota; Metazoa; Arthropoda; Insecta; Diptera; Culicidae. The record is from RefSeq and is a predicted model, not a curated record. The transcript has 2 exons. Bases 1 to 807 code for a protein of 268 amino acids.
AUGCAAUUCGUUCACGUAAUAACUGUUCUAGUGAUCUGCAAUGUGGCAACAGCUAACAAACAGGAUACUCUUAAAGGAUUUGGAUUUGAACUACUGCAGACACAGUUGGCAGCGUUCGAAGCACGAAUGCAAAAACAGCUAGAUGGCAUACAGGAUUACGUGUCCAACACGACCAUGAAUAGAAAUUCAGGUGUAUAUUUUGUGAAUCUCACUCCGGCUCUCGAAACAUCAUUUAAAGUGUAUCGCGAUGGUACCAACAAUCAUGGAUUCGGUAGUAAUUGGACCGUCUUCCAGAGGAGAUUUGAUGGUUCGGUUGAUUUUAAUCGUAAUUGGACAGAAUACAAGCACGGAUUCGGUGACAUUCAACGCGAGCAUUGGCUGGGUUUGGAUAAGCUCAAGUCAAUACUGGACACCGAACGUCACGAACUGCUGAUUGUAAUGGAAGACUUUGAAGGAGUGACAGCGUUCGCUAAGUAUGAUAACUUCAGGAUUGCCAAUGAGUCAGAAAGGUAUGCACUACAAUCGCUUGGCACAUACACUGGCAUCGUAAGAGAUUGCUUCAGUAGUCAGUUGAGAUACAACUUUUCGACCCCCGAUCAGGAUAACUCUGGAAGAUGUGCUGAUAUAUUUAAAGGCGGUGGAUGGUAUUCUAACUGUUAUCAAAGCAAUUUGAAUGGAAUGUACCUCAAGGGUGGAAAACAAAAUAAUAAUAAAGGCAUACAUUGGUACUACUUCCGAGGCUAUCAGUACUCACUGAAGGCUACCAAGAUGAUGGUUCGACCGUAUGCCCAACGCAGCAAAACCUAAUAGUGACACUAUGUUACACUUUCUACACGUACGUCUUGAAAAUGUGU